Messenger RNA from Paralichthys olivaceus (Japanese flounder), 801 nucleotides. The record is from RefSeq and is a predicted model, not a curated record. Lineage: Eukaryota; Metazoa; Chordata; Actinopteri; Pleuronectiformes; Paralichthyidae.
GUGCGUCACUUCCACGCAGGCCUCGCUUCCAGGCGACGCGCCCGGAGUUGUCAUCGUUUCACCGGGAGAGGCGAAGGGCAUCCGGGAUACCGGCCGAGCGGGGAGCCGCUGAAACGCGUUUCUUGAGUGGACAGACGGACCAGUGGACUUGUCCUUCAUCGCUCUCUUUCCGGGUUGUGACCUUGUGGAGUUUUAUUUCCUUCCGUUCUUCUGAAGUUGAGGAACGUCCGGCCCGUCGGACCGACCACCACCUCCGUGUGUGUGAUACUUUAAGGACUGCUUAUGCAUCGUUUAAGGACUUGUGCGGCGCGGUUGCGUCCGCUCACCGCCUCGCAGGCGGCUCAGACUGUUGGCCAGCAGCGGCCAAUCACAGUUGCCUCCACAGGCGGCACAAGGACGUUUCAGCCAAUUAGGUGCUACUCAGCACCGGUGGCCUCUGAGCCGUUCCUGAACGGGACGAGCUCCAACUACGUGGAGGAGAUGUACUACGCCUGGUUGGAGAACCCAAAGAGUGUUCACAAGUCGUGGGAUGUGUUUUUCCGCAACGCCAACGCGGGCGCUCCUCCUGGUGCAGCCUACCAGUCUCCUCUGGGUCUGUCUGCGGCCUCGUCGAGCCUCGUCGCUCCUCAGCUCUCGUCUCUGGUUGGAGCUCAGCCUAACGUGGAGAAGCUGGUGGAGGAUCACCUCGCCGUCCAGUCGCUCAUCAGGGCGUACCAGGUGCGAUUCCAUACGGCCGCUGAUUCUGUGAAAUGUUGUCAUCAAUAUUUAUGGAUCCCUGAUAGAUAGUCAAUGAUUGAUAUU